UUAGUCGUGUUUUAAUCUGUGGUUUGUGCAAAGAGUAAAUUAAUAUGUGGUUUUCUAAUGUUUUUAUCGAUUCUUUUAGAUUUGAGGUUAGAAAAUAGAAAACAAAAAGGAAAGAAAUACAAACAAAAUUAAGCUAAACUUAGUGAUUACAUUCACUUUGACACUUAAUUAUAACGCUUACAACUGCGUUUUAUUAAAUGUGAAGAAUAUAUUAGAGAUAUAACUAGGCGAACUUAUUUAACUAACAAUGUCUACUCGCUGGUACCCCUUGUAUCAGAGAGGAAACCCGCAAUUGCGUGUAUUUUUGCCCAAUUUUUGGAUGAAGCUGGUUCGGUCAUCAGUGAACCAGCUACCAAACGUAGUUCAGUUUCAUUGCUCUAUGGAAAUGACGAAACAUGAUAUAAAGAACUAUUUGGAGAAAAUUUACAAUAUCCCUGUCGUCGAAGUUAAAACAAGAAUAGCAAUGGGUAAAUUUCGAAAGGAUGUUGGCAAAGGCUAUAUUGUUAAGGAUGAUGAUAUAAAGUUUGCUUAUGUGACUUUGCCUAAAACAAUGAAGUUUGAAUUUCCUAAUAUUUUUGAAAAGAAAAAAGGAGACACUGAAGAUGACAUGAAGUCAUUAGAUGAAGCAAAGAAAUCUUUUAAAGGUUUCAUACAAAGAAAUAAAGACAGAUCAGAUGUCCCGAGCUGGUUCACUAUUUAAUAAAUUAAUAGUUGUUUAGUUAGUAAAUAGAAUAAUUAAUGUACAAUAAAUAAAACAUUUCUUACUGUAGAUAUUGUUCAAUAAAUAAAUUAAGUAAAAAAAUA
Messenger RNA from Bicyclus anynana (squinting bush brown), 804 nucleotides. It is a transcript of the gene mRpL23, whose product is annotated as probable 39S ribosomal protein L23, mitochondrial. The transcript has 3 exons. The record is from RefSeq and is a predicted model, not a curated record. Gene Ontology annotation, molecular function: structural constituent of ribosome. The coding region runs from base 248 to 700 and encodes 150 amino acids. Gene Ontology annotation, biological process: mitochondrial translation. Gene Ontology annotation, cellular component: mitochondrial large ribosomal subunit; ribosome. NCBI's taxonomy places the organism in Eukaryota, Metazoa, Arthropoda, Insecta, Lepidoptera, Nymphalidae.